GGGGGACCUGGGAGAAGAGCCGGCGGCUGUUGUGCAGUUCAUCCGGAUGCGGGGUCAGCAGUUCACACCUUGUGGGCCUCUGAUUUCUAGCGGUCGCUUGACGUCCUGGCCCAUCCAGCCUUAAAAUCCUUCAUCCACUCAUCAAUGGGUUCCUUCUCUCCUCGCGCUACAAGUCAUCCUUGCCUUAAGUCUGCCAUCUUCUGGCAUCGCAUCACAGUCCGCCGCGACAUAACUGUCACUCUCCUGUCUCCCCAUCUUGCGAUCUGGGCUCGGACGAAUCCAAUUGAAUACCUGCAUUAGUCCUGCUCCUGAGAGAGUUCGGACAUUUUCAUUUCUGACUUCUCUGUCACGCUAGCAAUCCAUAUAAACCACCUGCCAUUUGACAAGCAUCUGUUUGCUCUCCGCAUCCUUCUGCUAGACGGAAUCGAUUUCUAUUCUUCGUUGGACGUAAAAAGGUUGCGCCAACUAGAGCUGUUAGUGUCCGACGGAACCACUCUCGCCACCGCAGAGCGCCUUCUUCCGCCACUACAACCCACAAACGGCAACCCGUCGGUAAAGUUGGAAGUAACCAGCCUCUACGGGCUCAGGUACGUCGUGUGCUUGAUCGCUUCCGUUGAGUGCUUUUUAACCGCUAUUUUAUUAGAUUUUAGACGAACCGGAACCAGAGAAAGCUAAUCCUGCUGAACUUACAUCCAUGGAACACACUGGAGCGGUUGGGCAAUCUUCCAAGAGACCAAUGGCCUCUUCCUCGACACCACGCAAGGACGCAGAUUUGCCACCCAUUCCGGCAGAGAGCGCCCCUCAGCAAGAGGGUCACAAGCACGGAGCGGGCAUGCUUAAACGACUGACCACCAAGUUGCGACGACCUUCAACUUCGCAACCUUCCCAUGCCGCAUUCUCGUCUCAUCCGCCGCCGCCGGUUCCACCUCUCCCCGAAGCAGGCCCCUCUCAAUCGAAACCGAAACGGAAGAAUACGUUAAAGCUACCUUCACUACCAUCGUUGCCCAAAGGACCUACGCCGACUUUACCAAACUCAUUCACGUCACCUGAACAACGCCAAGCGGCGUUGCGGGCUAUGGGGCUCAUCCCGGCGGUUCCCCAUCCAUAUAAGGAUUCUCAUGGGUAUAUGUUGCCGCUGAGUGAACAGGAGAAGGUGUUGGAUAAACGAUAUACAGUAGUGCUUGACAGUAGUGAUGAGGAGGAGGAAGGGGAGAGCGAAGCCAAGAAGAUACGGGAGGCGUGGUUGAAGAAAAAUCACGAGCAACAAGUCGAGUCUUCCUCCCAGCCUCAAGAACACGAGACUCAAUCUCAAGCAGCAACAUCCUCGCGGCCUCAACACCAACAGUCCGAGUCAACGUCAUCUACGACGUCUUCUUCACGUGCCUCAACGUCGGCCGAUGCCUACCGGAGCGAGACCUUGACAUUGAGUGCUACCGAACGUGCGUCCGCACCCGCUCUAACCGAAGAUGGCAUGGUGAUCAAACGUUCACCACAGUCGUUACCCCUUGGGACGUUCGCGGAAACGAAUCCUCACCCUCCUCCGUCCGCCCCGCUUUCCCCGACGUUGGCAGAUUGCCACCAGGAGCUAGCAGUCCCGUGCGACAAGGACAGGGAGCUUAUUACAGUGGAACCGGAGGCGAGAGUGGACCCGUGGAAUAUUCCCCUCCCCCCUUCUCCAGGUAUCAGUCGCAAGGAACAAGAGGAGAGCGCGCAAGGUGAGGAACGCGAGGAGGUCUUGGAUGAUGAUACGGAAAGACCGUCUUCGAGCGAUGUUUCGGAGAAAGUCGCUCGUUGGUUACAGUCUACGCCUACAGGUUCAUUGUCCAAAGGAUCUCCUUCUGAACCUAGUUCUCCUCGAUCUGGUGCCGACUCUCCUAUUGACAAAGCGUUACCGGCGAUUAAGACAUUAUCCUCACCCUCGCCGUCAUCUUCCCCUCUAUCACCUUCAAGCAACAGCUUCACAUCAUCGUCGUCACCAACUUCAGCGUCUUCAGCCUCUCCGAUCUCGGUAUUCCCCACCACCUCGGCGUCUCCGAUUAACAUUCGAGGGCGCAAAGACAAACCUUCGCCGAUAUCUAUUACUGCUACCGCUAUCGCCGUCAAGACAUCUACGUCAACCUCGACGUCUCCAUCUGCAUCCGCGUCACCGCCUGCUGUAGCUAGUGCCAAUGUUAUCGCCUUGCAAUCACCUCCACCCCCGUUCGAUGAUCCGCGGUCACCCAGAACGGCGGCUUUACCCAAACUCUCCAUCUCACCUCCUACACCACUUCCCCCACCAAUAUCAUCCUCAGCUGAGAGAGGACGUUCGUUGACUGUGUCAAAUGAACAUAGACAUGCGGAUCUGGAUGCGAGCUCUGGAAGCGAUAGUCGGAGUCGUUCGAAGGUCCCUGCGCUUUCGCCUACUAGGACGACUUCAUCUUCGGGUGCAUCCGAAGUCCCUCCCACCCCUACCACGACGUCGCAACGAGGCCGGAAGGCGUCGAUUGUCUCUUCGACGUCUCAAUCUUCCGAUAACCACAACCACAACCACCACGUACAUCUUCAUCUAGGGAGUCACCUUCAUGCGAGUGCUAGCCGGAACCUGAACUCUAAACCCAAGGUCUCGGCUACACGUCUUGAGGAGUCGGAAGGGAUUAAUGUCGCUAGUGUCAUUGUUGAAAGUCCGGUUGAGGACAGAGAUGAUGAUGUUGAUUUGAAAUGUGACGAUGAUAAGAUAUUGUCUGCGUCUGCAUCUGCGCCUAUGCCUAUGCCUACGCCUAGACCGAGGCCGGCCAGGCCAAGUGAGGACUCCCAAGAACGAGGGGAGAGACGGAAGAGUCUGACGUUUGUCGGCUUGUUUGGGUCGUCCAAGAGCGGUUUGGGCUUGACUGGCCCUUCUAGUCCUCCAGAGAAACCAUCAAAGUUACCUUCACCUUCACGAUCUAUGAGUAAUCUCCGUCGAUCCGUCGCAGGCACGAUUUCUUCCAAGUUCAGACCAAAGACUCUGGUCGUCGAUACUUCUCCUCGUGGACAUUCGCCUUCUCGCUCUUCGCCUCUUUCUCCCUUUGGUGGAACUGGUACUAGUACCUCGCCUCCUUCUGCUUAUCGUGGGAUUCAGACGUUCGACGCUGCUGGUGUGCCUUUGGCUAGGGCGAGACCGAGACCACCAAAGCAACCGCUGAGUCCGACUAUGCAUAGUCGAGGGAGUAUAUUGAUGGAGACGAAGGGGAUUGAGGAUGAUGAGAGUCGGAGGUUGAGCGAGUUGGCUUUUUUGGAUUUCUGAGCCCUCCCUCUCUCCUUUCGCUCGAUUGGUUAGUCGUUCGUUCGUUCUGCCUUUUCCCUGUGGUUUAGGGUAUAGCAGGAGGGUCCUGUUGUCCUGCUCACAUUCGUUGUUGGCUUACAUGGUUUGGUGUUAUGAACACUCAUGAUUUAUUUCCCUUCCUUCCACGUUCAUUCAUUCAUUCAUCUGAAUCAUCUUUCACAUCGCAUCCCAUUUGUACUACUGAAUCAUCACCGCCCGUCGUUUUCCUAUCUUCACUUGGUGUUUAGGUGGCAUGGAAAAGAAAGGGGCAAAGAGUCAUAGUUCUACCAUCAGGGGAAACGCGUAUAUCAACCACAUCUCGUUGCAUCUCUACAAUAUCAGUUGUUUUCUAAUACCAAGCUACAGUAUGCCGAACUGUUUUCUGAGAAACCUUCUCCGGUUUUAUUUGGCGUUGUUUGGCAACGGCUUGGAAGUCGUGCCCAUCUUUGGCCGUUUCAACUUGCACCCUUGGAAAACUUUGCUUGACUCUAUGCUCAGUUCUAAGUCUGAGUACCUGCAUCUGUCUUUAUCUCUGAUGUUAUGCCCACAGCGACACCUUUGUGUGCUGAU
This is a messenger RNA of Somion occarium, 3850 nucleotides long. The record is from the annotation of a GenBank genome assembly. NCBI's taxonomy places the organism in Eukaryota, Fungi, Basidiomycota, Agaricomycetes, Polyporales, Cerrenaceae.